AUGGUUUCCAUCUUAAAGCCAUGUGUUUCUAUUCAUAAGAACUCUCUCAUAGUUCGACUCCACAAAGUUAGUCCAAGCGACAUAUCAAAAAAAGAUGAGGUUGCUAUACUAGAACAAGUGCGUCGAAUGCUUAGGAUUUCCCAUAAAGAUGAAGAAAAUGUAAAAGAGUAUCAUACAAAGCUCUUCCAGCUCAAGGACAAGGACAACGACGACCAUUACAAAGUCGGUUCUGGUAGAAUGUUUCGUUCUCCUUCUCUCUUUGAAGACCUUGUCAAAUGCCUUCUGUUAUGUAACUGCAAGUGGUCGAAUUCAUUGAAAAUGGCUCAAGCUCUUUGUGAGCUUCAAUUUGAGCCAAGCAGCAAUGCUUCGAUGAGAUCAAACGGACAAAAGAGGCAGAGAGAAGAAUUAAAGAUUGAUCGAAGUGAUAGUGAUGGUAAAGAAAAAUUAGGUAAUUUUCCAAGCUCACGGGAACUUGCUAGAUUGGAUGGGAAGACUUUAAAAAAGCUUACCAAUAAUAUUCUUGGCUACCGGGCAAAAUACAUUCUAAGUCUUGCUAAAGGUGUGGAGAGUGGAAAGAUAAGACUUGCUGAAUUUGAAGGGCUUGAGGAGAAAGAUGAUGUGUUUCAGAAAUUCAUGCAAAUAAAAGGUUUUGGUUCCUUUGCAUGCGCCAAUGCUAUGAUGUGCAUUGGAUAUUAUCACAAAGUUCCAGUAGAUACUGAAACUAUAAGGCAUUUGCAGCAGGUUCAUGGGAGGAAAAAUUGCAACAAAAAUACUGUCAUGGAAGAUGUGGAAGAAAUCUAUAAGAAGUAUGCCCCAUUUCAGUGCUUGGCAUAUUGGUCGGAGCUCUUGGACUCGUAUGAAUGCAAAUUUGGGAAGCUUAGUGAAUUACCGGACUCUGCCUAUCAUACAAUAAGUGGGAGGCUUGAAACUUUUGACACCAUUUGA
Messenger RNA from Rosa rugosa (rugosa rose), 945 nucleotides. RefSeq lists its product as uncharacterized. Gene Ontology annotation, biological process: base-excision repair, AP site formation; DNA repair. The record is from RefSeq and is a predicted model, not a curated record. The coding region runs from base 1 to 945 and encodes 314 amino acids. Gene Ontology annotation, cellular component: nucleus. Lineage: Eukaryota; Viridiplantae; Streptophyta; Magnoliopsida; Rosales; Rosaceae. Gene Ontology annotation, molecular function: 8-oxo-7,8-dihydroguanine DNA N-glycosylase activity. The transcript has 4 exons.